Molecule: messenger RNA, 2053 nt
Organism: Micropterus salmoides (largemouth bass)
Lineage: Eukaryota; Metazoa; Chordata; Actinopteri; Centrarchiformes; Centrarchidae
Product: carboxypeptidase O-like
Exons: 11
Coding region: 45-1199 (384 amino acids)
Biological process (GO): proteolysis
Molecular function (GO): zinc ion binding; metallocarboxypeptidase activity
Source: RefSeq, a predicted model, not a curated record
UGAGGUGUCUAGCAGAAAGUAAAAGUCUAAGUGAGAACGAGCAAAUGAAGAAUAAGACACUUACAUUUUGGAUACUACGUUUGUUCCUGCUGAUUUUAAGUAGCGUUUUAGAGACUUCUAACAGUUUAGUGGAGGGUUUGGAAUCAAGUCUGAGUUAUGACUACACCAAAUAUCACCCCAUGGAUGAGAUAUACAGGUGGAUGGAAGAUGUGGAGCGAGGGAACCCAGAGCUGGUCUCUUCUGCUGUCUAUGGACACACUUUUGAAGGAAAAAAUAUCACACUGCUGAAGUUGGGACUAGAAAACCCAGAGGGCAGAGAGAAGAAGGUGAUAUGGGUGGACUGUGGUAUCCACGCUCGGGAGUGGAUCGCUCCUGCCUUCUGCCAGUGGUUUGUCAAAGAGAUUGUGAUCUCCUAUAAAACCAAUAAGAAGCUGGAGCAGAUGCUGCAGAACCUGUACAUCUAUGUUACUCCUGUGAUCAAUGUGGACGGAUACACAUUCACCUGGGGCAAUGACAGUACUCGUUUGUGGAGAAAGUCUCGUUCAAUCCCUCCUCCAGGCAGUAGCUGUUACGGUGUUGACCUCAACAGAAAUUUUAAUGCCAACUGGGGAAUGGUCGGUGUGUCUUUUGACAGUUGUGAAAACACAUACUGUGGGAAAUCACCAGGGUCAGAGCCAGAGGCUAAAGCUGUGAUGGAGUUUGUCGGUAGGAUGGUUAACCAGACUCUGUGUUUCCUCACCAUCCACUCUGCUGGUCAACUUAUACUGUUGCCAUAUGGCCACCCUCAGAUCUCUGCACCCAACUACAAUGAACUGGUUUCAGUCGGUGAGGCAGCAGCAGCAGAAAUGAAGAAGAUACAUGGAAUGGACUACACUGUAGGAACAUCUCCACAAGUCCUCUAUCCAAACUCAGGCUCAAGCCGGGACUGGGCUCGUCUCAUUGGCAUCCCAUUCUCUUACACCUUUGAGCUGAGAGACAAAGGUGAGUUCAGCCACUUGCUACCAGAGGAGCAGAUCCAGCCAGCCUGUGAGGAGGCCUACGCAGGAGCUCUCUCCAUCAUCACAUAUGUACACGACAAGGCCUUCAACACCCUCCCUAACGCUGCUGUCACCGCAGUGCCUGACUUCACCAUGGUUUCUGGGCUUGCUAUAUGGAGCACUGUCAUGGCUGUGUCUCUUACCACAGGGGUCUUGAUGUAAGACCUGAGAUACUGUGCAUCAUGGUGUUGGUAAACCUCUCCCAGAGCGGCCAAAAGAAAUGAUAUCAUCAUUAGUGUUCAUAAUGAAAUAUACAGCUAAUAAGCUUAAUUAUUACAGCCUGUGGUCCUAUGUUAUGAUAAAACAGCUACAUUAUUAUGCUAUUCAUGAAUCAUUUUUAUUGUGACAAGAGGGGACAGACAAGAAAACAUUAGUUGUAUUCAGAGUUACAUGACGGUUAUGUUGUUUCUGAUUUCCACAGCAGGGGGCUGUAUCGCCCCAUUCUAUACACCAUACCCAGACACAUUUUAUAACUACAUUCUUUCUUUAGCUGUGUCCCUUGGCUGGAUGACUUUUCAUACAGCAUAGUUACCCCCUCAUCUAUGAGCAUCUUCUUGUUUUAUCAUCACAUCAAUUUCAACAACAGGUUAGAUCAGCCACCACAAAGACAAAAAAAAUAUUUAGUCAGUACAAAUUUAGCUUGAUUGUUUUUGCCUUUAUGCAUGGCUCCUAUUUAUACACAGAUCCAAAAUAACUGUCAACAAACACAUAGCAUGCUUCAUUCAUCCCCUCAGUUCAAUUUACUAAAAUUCCUAUCUCUCUCUUGGUCAGUGCAGAGUUUACUGUAAAUGCUACACAAAAGCAAAAAAAGCCCAGGUGGAAAACCACUGAGAUGAAACACAUCUGUAUCAGCCGAAGACCAUGAAAAUGUGUGUUAUUAAAGCGGGAAAAAAUUCAAUAUCAUACAGUUGCACCAGCAAUAUGUUUCUUUGCGCUGCAUUGACUUGCAGAUAGUACUACUCUUGUACUCAAAACAGUAAUCACCCAGCUUUUCUAAAAAUAAUAAAAAAGACUGA